Molecule: messenger RNA, 1009 nt
Organism: Cotesia glomerata
Lineage: Eukaryota; Metazoa; Arthropoda; Insecta; Hymenoptera; Braconidae
Product: synapsin
Biological process (GO): neurotransmitter secretion
Cellular component (GO): synaptic vesicle; synaptic vesicle membrane
Molecular function (GO): ATP binding; metal ion binding
Source: RefSeq, a predicted model, not a curated record
GUGUGCUGCAGACCUCACAGUGUUUUGACAAAAACUACAUCGAGAGGUUCAAUGUCAGGCGUUAGUCAAACAGCAAGUCCAGUUGAAGAGCGUGGGCCGCCUCCAGGGCAAGCACCUGUUUUAAGCUCGCACGGAUCAAUAGGAUCUAUUACAAGUGCUGUUAGUACGGGUUCCACGAGCUCAACUUCAGCUCAUGCACCGAUAUUGUCUAGUGAUGUUAACGGAUCUGAUAUUCAUCAAUUGCAGCGAAGAGAUUCACAAGUAUCUCAAUCAAGCGCGACUAGUAAUGCACCACCUGCAAGCCGUCGUUUUGAUGAACCACCACCAUUACCACCAUCAAGAAUUUCUUUUCAUCGUCAAGGAAGUCAAUCUCAAGCAACUCCUAGUGAAGAUACUGAAGAUACGAUGAAAAAUUUGCGAAAAACUUUUGCAGGUAUAUUUGGUGAAAUGUAAAGAAAAAAAAAGGCAAUUAAUUAUAUUAAAAAUAUGAUAUUGUCAUUGUUAUAUCAUAAAAUGUUUUCAAUGCCAAUACUUGAUAACACUUCACAUUAAUAAAAAUGAACGAAAAAAAACUGAAUUUAUAAUGUAGCUUCAUAUUAUCGUAAGUUGAGCUGUAAGCAAAAAUUAGCUGUCAAGCAAGACUGAAAUAGAAAAAUAGUCAAAGAUUUUCUAAAUAGUAACAAUGUACUCAUUUACCAUAUAUUUAUAAUUUGACCCAACACAAUAGAUCGAAGCAAUUAGUUGUAAUAAACUAAACAAAAUAGAAUACGAAUAUGAUGAUUUAGAUAUCAUUAAUAUUUAGUUAUGGAACACAUAAACCAUAUUUAAAUGACAAAUAAUAUUACAUAAUAGAAAAUGAUUGCAUUUGAUCAUUUUGAUUCUAGUUCAUAUUUACAAAUUGUUACCAGUUAAUAAGAUAAGAUAAUUAUUGAUUUAGAAAGACAUAUAUGCAAAAUGAUUUACUGUUUCUAAUGAUUGACUGAUAAAUAAAUCGAUGUUUCAGCUUUUA